AUGGCUCCUGCUCCGGAGAUCAUGACUAAUAUCGUGUUUCUGGCGCAGCAAUCUUUGUCAUCGCAAGAGGCGCUGUUGCAGCUGGAGAGAGGCAGUGCUGGCCCUGCCAUCCAGCUGCAACAAGCUGCGCAGAUUCUGGAGAUCGACCUAGCGCUGUGCGCAGGUCAUCCCGAACUCAAUCAUGACCUUCGUUCUCACAUUGCCUCGGCCCCAAAGGAAGAAUGGGUGCUCAGGUGGCUGCUGAAGAAGUUGAAGACCCAAUCCUACCGGGAAGACCCUGUGUCUUUUCUUCUCUUCCAGCAGCUUAUUCAUCGCAUUCCUACGAAGACCCUUGCGGCAAUAUUGAGCGAUUUCAAAUUCCUGGCCGUCUUGAAUGACGUGUUGAAGGAUUUGGAGCAGGGUGUUCUGGAAUCUCUCCAAGACGCCAUCGCACCAGGUGUGGAGCGUUCAGACUCGGAGACGAGCCAUACCCUAGGCGCAUCUCCGGUCCAAGAGAAGGAUUUCAAUGGCAACGGCGCGAACAAGAAGAGGAAGAGAAUGGACAGCGUCGAAAGUAACGACUCGAGCCGCGAAGAGCGUCCUUUGCUCAACCCCUUUGUUACCGCUUUCAUCUAUGUCUUGGAUUGUCUCUACAGUCUUAUGACGCUGCUCAACAAGAGAGACAAUGUUGAUGAAGUCGCACGUUCUCAUCUCAGGCAGUCGCUUCGUGCAGAACCAGCGUUUGUUGCCCGCAUGCUGGGGAAGUCGAUGAAACUGUCUGCCCGUUUGAUCAUCGAGUUUUCUAGAAUCGGAAGAGGCACCGAUUUGCAACAUCUUCUCCACGUCACUGCGGCUGUCUUUGAGCUCUGGGAUCUUAGAUCAGAGCGCGAAGACGACUCGGACAACAGUUCCAGCAAUUCCGCGUUCGCCGAAAAUUGCUUCCUCCAGGCUUUGAGGCUCCAAAUCGCCACACACUUCUUUGGAAAUAAUUACGAAGAUGCAGCAUAUGUUGUUCACGCAGUCGAGCGCCUCAUCGCCCUUCAUGUCGUACUUCCUGCCCGCGCUGCCUUCUUGGCCCGAGGCGGUUCUGGAAUCGAUUAUUCAAAUGACGAGCCCGACUGGAGUGCCGUGAAACCGGUUACGGCUACCUUUCAGCCAUUUUUGAAGGAAACCUCCGACCAAGAGACAGGUUCUACAGAUAAAAUGGAGGUUGAUACAGUCGGCGCUACGGCUAAAAUCACAAAUCCCCCGUGGAAGCCUGCCGAACUCCUUCCAACUUUUCUCGAUAUCGCUAUUCGUUCCGUGCCAAGGGAUACCUUCCGUCGGCAAACGGCUGAGGCUCCUUGGCUCGAGACUUUCUUCGUCGCAAUCGCGGAACUGGCAUUCUCAGCUAUCAAGGAAGCUAGCCCGUCACAUGACACAUCUAGCUUCGUCCCAAUCUUGGAGCAGAUGUUUCGCGUUGUCCGGAAUCGAAAGGUUCAGCUUUCUCUCCAUACUCUCCUUACCCAUGCCGCCUAUACAGGCCUGCUCAAGGAUAGCUUGGAGAAGGUCCACUGGAGUUUGACGGCUGUUCUUGUUGAGCUGGGCGUUGACAUCUUUCUUCCAAACUCUGGCUUCAAGGAUUCACGGCGUCUUUUGACGGCCCUUCUCGAAAAGAUUAUGCUACAGUGGACCAGCAGCUCCAAGGGCAGCGAUGAAACAUAUCAGCUGAUCAAGACGGGGAUCCUUAUUCCUCUGCUUCGCGGGUUUGCUGCCGCGAGAGACCUCCCUAGGUUCGUUGAAAUCUGGCGCGAGCAGCUAGUCAAUGUGGAAACGGCACGUGCCAAGAACGAUGCUUUGGCGAAAUUUUCGAUUUGGGAAGACGACGAUCUGGCCAAGGUUUAUGCGGAGUUGAUGAGGACGUCGCUCACGGACAUGCAGGUGGUUACCCAAGUUCAGACGGCUGUCGCAGAAGUGAGAUCUAAGAACGGGAGCAUGUCUACGACGGCCACCUCUUACGCUUACUUGGUGAUCCUGGAGGCAGGGUCUGAGACUUGGAGAAAUUACUGCGGUCUCGAGGUGAUGGUUGACUCGGUGAAUCAGGUCAUUGAAGCUUCGAAGGCGGCUCUCUCUUCUCGCAACGGUAUGCACUGGCGAUGGCGCUUAUGGCGACUUGCUGCAAAUCUGGUCGACGCUACCAUGAAAUCACCCGACGGCUUACUUAACGAGCUUGGGACCAGUUUGGUAGACCAAGCCGUGAAGAUCAUUCUCCAGCUCCACAAAAAGCCGAAGGGAGAUUCGAAAGAUUACCUGGAAAUCUUGGAAGCCUUUCGCCUCGUUCUGAAGGUUACCAAGGAAUUCGAGAAUACGGAUUCUGAGAAGGUCAACACGCUUGCGGAAAACAUUGUCACGUUCUUACGGGCGCUCAUCCCUGCGGAUGGAGCUUCUCUGGAAGGGUCAUGGAAUGGCCGUGUUGAAGACUUGGACUCGCCCCUGGCCCUUGCCAUGGCUUACCUGGUGUCGCUCCUCAGAACACCAGAGGUUUGGACCAAAGUCAAAGCCGAGAACCGACAGGGCAUGUUCGACAAGCUGCUUGCUUUGGCUACCGUCCCUCAGCGCAAACCUGUUUCCUUGCCAACUUCUACUGCAAGCCCUUCGAGUCCGGGGUUCCUUCAGCUGUGGACUGCUCUUGUUUCUCAUGAGUAUCUACUCAACGUUCCGCAGAUUGGCAAAGAUGUACUCGUCGUUCUCUCUGAGAAACUCGAGAAGAGUGUCAAAGUCCGCCCAUUUGUUGUCAACAGUCUGCAGCGAUUCCCGACUCGGCUUGUUGGUCGUCAUCAUAGAGGGGUCAUCUUAGAUACGCUCAAGGAGAUUCUCCUGAGCAAGGAGUGCUCCUUGGAAUUAUCUGCCGAUAUCUUGUCUUUGAUGGCCAAAUUGGCACAGAUGCCUAAGUCAUCCGCCGCUAUCACCAGCGAUUGGGAAGUCUUGUGGUCGAUCGCAAAGGUCAUACCGUUGGAAGGCUCAGACAUGGAUCUUCGAGUGCUACAGUCUUUCAGUUGCCUAGUGAAGGCCGUUAUUUCCAAAUUUAUCGUCCUGCCCGACGACGAGAAGCAAAAGGCCUUCAAGAAGAUACAUCACAAGGUGUCUUCGUCGAUUUCCAAAUUGAAGUCACUCGACGACAAAGCUUUGGAGCAAUUCCUUGUUCGCGUCUUACUAUCGCAGUUGUGGAGCCAUCGCACCGAGCUUUCUGGUGUAGUUGACGAAAAAGAUCUCAAUUCACAGAGACAAAAGGUGUUUAAGUUGGUAUUGGCCAGCCUUCAGGCAGAAAAAGACCUGUUGAAACAAAAGACUCCGAAGGAAAAGGAUAUCAUUGCGUUGACGAAGUCGCUGGAUGCCUUGGAGGACUUUGAAGAUAUCGCUGAGGGCAGUGAGGAAGCUGACGACUGUCUGAGAGAGAUUGAAGAGACCGUCAUGGAGGGGACCACCAAGUCUGGCCGAUACCUGCAGAGACUCAUCAGACAUCGCGUGAUUGCCGGAACGAGACCUGGAGAGAAGGUCGUGUUGCCCAGGUCGAAUCUUGCGAAAGCAUUCCCGUUGCAACACAUGUUCGGUGAAGAACAACAGUUAUUCAUACGGGAAGCGACUGAACGAUUCCGUUCCAUGAGCUCCGAUGAACUGGUCAAGGCCAUUCAUGGCUUAAGAGAGGCUGGCUUUAAGGGUCCCAAUGCUUCAUAUCACCUGUUGCUGGUGGGUCUGGCAGUCGCUACACUGAGUCCGGUCGAAGAAAAGGAGAGCCCUACCGCCAAGGAGCUGUCCGCACUUGGUGGCCAGCUUACCGAAUCACUGCAAAGUAGCACUUCGAUUGAGCAAUUCUCGCUUGCCGCUGAGUGCUUGGAUAUCCUGCUCCGUUCUCACCCUCGCGCCGUCACCCAGUGGAAUGUAGAUGAGAUCAUGACUACAGUCUCCAAGUGCGCUUCUUCGUCUGGCCCCCGAAUUUCGGCCGAGUUUGCAGGUACCAUCUACGUACGCCUGUGCCGGCUUACGGGUGUGCUGUUUGGUCUCUAUCGACAGAAACUCGGUGGACGCUUCCACCUGAUUGUUCCGGCUAUGCAACAUCUGCUUGCCUGCCUCUUCUCCCCGAGCCGAAAGCGCAAGCGUGGCCAGUCAGCAGUCAUCCAGGAACGACCGCCGUGGCUUGCACCCUUGGAUGCCUCCCACGCCGUGCAUUUCACGCGUCUCCUGACCUCUCUCUGCGAUCCAACCGUCUCCGCUGUGUCCAGACCGACCCAGGCUGGCCCCGGGCAUGAAGCGCUGACGGAUCAGACGAAGAAGGCGAAGCGAGUUGCCGGCCAGCAUCUGCAGUACCUGGUGAUGGCGUACACGGAGUGCUCGCUGCUCAGUCCCGUGAGCCCAGAGAUGAAGGCAGCGCUGCUCCCCGGUCUCUACGCGGUGCUCGACGUGAUGUCACGCGAGACCAAGCGAUCACUGAACGCGGCGCUGGAUGCUUCGGGACGGGCGAUUUUCAAGACGCUCCACGACGACUAUGUGAAAUUCGGAAAGUGGAAUAACAAAGGAUAA
Messenger RNA from Rasamsonia emersonii CBS 393.64, 4536 nucleotides. RefSeq lists its product as uncharacterized. The coding region runs from base 1 to 4536 and encodes 1511 amino acids. NCBI's taxonomy places the organism in Eukaryota, Fungi, Ascomycota, Eurotiomycetes, Eurotiales, Trichocomaceae. Gene Ontology annotation, biological process: ribosome biogenesis. The transcript is spliced from 3 exons. The record is from RefSeq and is a predicted model, not a curated record. Gene Ontology annotation, cellular component: nucleolus.